This is a messenger RNA of Meloidogyne enterolobii, 562 nucleotides long. The record is from the annotation of a GenBank genome assembly. NCBI's taxonomy places the organism in Eukaryota, Metazoa, Nematoda, Chromadorea, Rhabditida, Meloidogynidae.
UUUUUGCUUAGUUUUCUUUCAAUCGUCUCUGCAGUUUGUGGGGCAAUACUUUCAUUUAUUCUACUAUUUCACCUUAAUUUAGGCAGCUUGGGUUUGCCGUUUACUCAUGGGUCAAGAAUCAUUUCGUUCAAUAACUCGUUCAUACUAUCGAGGAGCUGCUGGUGCUUUGCUUGUGUAUGACAUAACUCGGCGUGACACUUUCAAUCAUUUAACAUCUUGGUUAGAAGAUGCUCGUCAACAUUCAAAUUCUAAUAUGGUUAUUAUGUUGAUUGGCAAUAAAAGUGAUCUAGAAGCUCGCCGUGAAGUUAAACGUGAAGAGGGCGAAGCGUUUGCACGUGAAAAUGGUUUGGUUUUCAUGGAAACUUCAGCAAAAACGGCAGCAAAUGUUGAAGAAGCUUUUAUUGAUACGGCUAAAGAAAUAUAUAGGAAAAUUCAGGAGGGUGUUUUUGACAUCAAUAAUGAGGCAAAUGGAAUCAAACUUGGACCACAACAUUCGCCAAGCUCUCCAAAUGCUCCAGGUGGUGGUACUCCUUUAGGCCGAGCAAGCAAUUGCUGUGCUUGA